AUGAUAUACAAGCAUAACGCUUGUACCCAAGAAGAUCUUGCCAAGCGCCUUGACCCAUUCUAUCUACCUAAUCUCUUUGAUGGGUUAGAAGAUAGUAAAUACGGAUGUCUUGCUGAUGAUGUUAGGAGACUUUGUAAGCUAAAACGUGACUAUUUGAGAGGUUCUAUCUCGCUGGAAGAUAUCGAAGCUAGAGCAGAGAAAAAACCAGCCAAAUCUGCUAAUAUUACUAUCAUCGAACCAACCAAGUCUGCUAGUAUUACUAUCAUCGAACCAACCAAGUCUACUAAUAUUAUUAUCAUCGAUUCAGAUGAUGAGAUGCCUCAAGACUCAGUUAUUCCUCUAGAUGAUAGAAGAUCGAAGAAGCUCAAGGAAGUGAUUGUUGUGGAUGACGAUGAACCUUGGUUCUCUGGUUAUGAUAAGUUGACUAAAGGCUCGGCUUCUACUAGCAAUGCUCUUCGAAACAGUUCUUAUGGAAAUAGCUCAGGAUGUCUUCAAGAAGGUUGUGUUGGGGAGGGUUCAACGAGGAAUUCUACUGUUAAUGACAAUCAAACUCCCAUGGAUAUAGAUGCAAAAGAAGAAGAACAUUAGAGGCAGAUGGCUUUUG
Messenger RNA from Arabidopsis lyrata subsp. lyrata, 604 nucleotides. RefSeq lists its product as uncharacterized. The transcript is spliced from 3 exons. NCBI's taxonomy places the organism in Eukaryota, Viridiplantae, Streptophyta, Magnoliopsida, Brassicales, Brassicaceae. Bases 1 to 588 code for a protein of 195 amino acids. The record is from RefSeq and is a predicted model, not a curated record.